AAUGGUUAGGACAACAAACAUCCAUCUCGUUUGUACUUUGGAUAUCCAUAUAACCAUCAAAGACCGUUAAAGUGACUAAUUCCUGAAAAUAGGGGGCGUUGAGUACAAAGAAAUUGUUGGAGUUACUAUUUCUAUAUAAAAAUAGAUUAGUGUUAAGAAAGGAAAAAACCUCUGGCAGGGAGGUUGGCUAGAAAUUUCUUGUAAAAAUACUAGCCCCUCUUAGUUCAUAAUGAAACUAGUAAAUUUUGGAUUGCAUGGAUUACUUAGUACUAUGCACUGAAGGGAGGAGCCGUAUGAAAUGAAAAUUUCACGUACAGUUCUGGAACGGAGAUUCUUUGCAUAAAAUGAACGACCGUAACGGAUGUCAGCUCAAUCGGAAGGAAAUUAUGCAGAAGCUUUGCAGAAUUAUUAUGAAGCUACACGAUCAGAAAUUGAUCCCUAUGAUCGAAGUUAUAUACUCUAUAACAUAGGCCUUAUACACACAAGCAACGGAGAGCAUACAAAGGCUUUGGAAUAUUAUUUCCAGGCAAUAGAACGAAAUCCAUUCUUACCGCAAGCUUUUAAUAAUAUGGCCGUGAUCUGCCAUUACCAGGGAGAACGGGCCAUUCUACGAGGUGAUUCUGAAAUUGCAGAGGCUUGGUUCGAUCAGGCUGCUGAGUAUUGGAAACAGGCUAUAGGGCUUACCCCAGGUAAUUAUAUUGAAGCACAUAAUUGGUUGAAGAUUACGAGACGUUUAGAAUUCGAAUAAGAUCAUUCUCUUUUUUCUUUUUAAUUCAUUAAAAUGGGUUGUUGGAUCCAUUAAUCAAAUAAAAUAAAAUAGAUUAUAUCCUAUGAUGAGAUCCAAUCAAGAAUUUCAUUAUAUCCCUCUUCCUUCUAAAAUCAUUAUUGUAUGG
Dioscorea cayenensis subsp. rotundata (Guinea yam) is the source of this 893-nucleotide messenger RNA. RefSeq names its product photosystem I assembly protein Ycf3. The record is from RefSeq and is a predicted model, not a curated record. The coding region runs from base 362 to 748 and encodes 128 amino acids. Lineage: Eukaryota; Viridiplantae; Streptophyta; Magnoliopsida; Dioscoreales; Dioscoreaceae. Gene Ontology annotation, molecular function: protein binding. The transcript has 2 exons.